AUGACUGAGAUUGGGUUUCCACCACAAUUGCCAAGCCUGUUGAAAUGUGACAACAAAGCCGCAAUCAGCAUUUUAGAGAAUCCCGUGCAACAUGAUAGAACAAAACAUGUUGAAGUGGAUCGACACUUUAUCAAAGAAAAAAUUGAGAAUGACAUUAUUGAGCUUCCAUUUGUGAGAUCAGAAAAUGAGCUGGCUGAUAUUCUUACUAAAGCAGUUUCAAGACAAGCCCUUGCUAAAGUUCUAACCAAGCUGAGUAUUGGUGAUCCCACUACUCACCUUGAGGGGAACGAAGAUAACGUUGUGACAGAAGAUGGUGAAUUUAGCGUCGAAAUAGAAUUUGGUUCUAGAGAGUCGACCCAGCCACGGAGCCAGCCACCCAGUCACCCACUGAACCAAAAGCCACAGGGGACCCCUAGCAGACAGCAUCGAUCUCGCCACCUCCGACCUCGCCAGUCGCCACCUCCGACCUCGCCGCCUCCACCUAGCAGGGUUUCUGGGUUCUGUAGGGUCACCCACGAUCAAGACAGCACCGAUCUCGCCACCUCUGACCUCGCCAGUCGCCACCUCCGACCUCGCCAGUCGCCACCUCCGAUCAAGUGCAUAUGGAGCCCGAGCCAUCUAUUCAGUUUGACGUCAGUUCAAGUGAGAAUAUGGGCGACACUGGAUUGCCUCCCGUUCCUAUUCCGAAUGAAUCAACAAGCAUCAGAUCUCCGACUGCAUUGCCUCCUGUGCCAGCUCCUCAUCGAAACACAAGGAAGCUUGCUAGUAGAGGCCGAGGGAAAAGGCGGGCUGUUGAAGAAGCUCCCGUUGAUGACUCUGCUGAAACUGAGACCGAUGAAGGUAAGAGAAAACCUUGUAGACCUAGGUCUUGGACAUGGGAUCACUUUACUAAAGAUGAAACUAGUAAUCCACAGUAUCCUAGAGCUAAAUGUAAUUGGUGUGGGGCUAGUUAUGCAUGUGAUACACAUAAAAAUGGCACUAGUAACAUGAAAAAUCAGUUGUUGUCGCAAUGCAAAAAAUUUCCGAAGGAGGCAUUAGAUCCUACCCAAAAGAUUCUUUGUUUUCAAGAUGUGGUA
Molecule: messenger RNA, 1076 nt
Organism: Arachis ipaensis
Lineage: Eukaryota; Viridiplantae; Streptophyta; Magnoliopsida; Fabales; Fabaceae
Source: RefSeq, a predicted model, not a curated record